Knipowitschia caucasica is the source of this 1206-nucleotide messenger RNA. Lineage: Eukaryota; Metazoa; Chordata; Actinopteri; Gobiiformes; Gobiidae. The record is from the annotation of a GenBank genome assembly.
AUGCUGAGCUCCUUGCACAAGAGUCUGAAACACGCUCAGCGGCUCUGGAGACUUCAGGCGCAAGUGCCGCGUGCGCUCCGCUGUCACGCUGCGUCCGUUUCCCUGCUGGAUCACUGUCUAGAGCUGGACUACAAUGGGACUUGUAUGCAUCUUAACUACGUGUGGCUGCGGGAUCACUGCUGCUCCGAGUCGUCGUUCAAUGAAAAAACAAACCAGAGGAAACUUGAUUCUGCCAGCAUUGACCUCAACAUUCGUCCUGUUAGCACCAAACUGGAGGAUGGUCACCUGUAUCUUAAAUGGCCAGAUGAUCAUGUGACGAAGUAUGCCUUGCGUUGGCUCUCUGAUAACAGCUAUGAGACCACGAGAAACAGCACUGUGCAACCCCGUGUGCUCUGGAAUUCGCACACGUACAACGAGGCCAACCCUGCACCCUCCAAAUGGGACCUGUUCAUGAGCUGUGACAGUGAACUGAAACGGUUUCUCCAGAACUACCUUUUGUACGGGAUCGCAUUUGUACAGGACGUACCAGUUACGGUAGAGGCCACAGAGGCGGUUACACAGAGAGUCAGUCUCAUCAGAGAGACCACCUAUGGACGCAUGUGGUGCUUUACAUCUGACUUUUCUCGGGGAGACACUGCGUACAGCCAGCUGGCCCUGGAUCGUCACACAGACACCACCUACUUUCAGGAACCUUGUGGGAUUCAGGUGUUCCAUUGUCUCAAACAUGAUGGAACUGGCGGGAGAACAUUGCUGGUGGAUGGCUUUAAUGCAGCUGAAAAACUAAGACAGCGGUCACCGGACAGUUUUGAUCUUCUCACACAAGUUCCCAUCAAGCAUGAAUACAUUGAGAACACAGGUGACCACAGAAACCAAAUGAGAGGCAUUGGACCAUUAUUGGAAGUUUAUUCAUGGAACAAAGAACUUUACAUGAUCAGGUACAAUAACUAUGACAGAUCAGUGAUAAACACAGCUCCGCACAACGUGGUCCAGAGCUGGUAUGUUGCACACCAAGAGCUGACCGCAGAAAUGAGGUGUCCCCAAAAUGAGCUGUGGGUUAAACUCCACCCUGGAACCGUCAUAUUCAUUGACAACUGGCGCGUGAUGCAUGGAAGGGAGUCUUUCACUGGCCUGAGACAGCUGUGUGGAUGUUACCUGACCAGAGAUGAUGUACUCAGCCGGGCCAGAAGCUUUGGACUGAAGGCCUAG